AUGGCGACUCGCGAGGCAGGAGCGCAGAACGGACCCUGGAGCAGACUGGAUUUAGCAGACAACGGCGUGCACCCAGGAAACAGCGGGCGAUGGGCAUCGCGGAGCGGCGGAAGCAGACUGGUUUGGCGAAAGUCUAAAGAUGAGGUGCAAACGGUCCUGACAGUCUCGGCAUCUGCACAGCGCUAUGGGCGACGGAGAGUGGUUGUUGGUGAGCUACGGCGUGUGGCAUGUGUCGGCGGACUGCAAGGGACGUUUCUGAAGCGGACUGGACCAAUCCGCACUCUUGUUGUGGUGACAAAGAUGAGCCAGUUCGAGGCAGCAGGUGCAAACAUGAAUUGGGACUGGCAACAAUUUACACCCACAUCCACCCCGACCACGACCGUCUUUGACAUCAAUCUCAACAACAACAGCAACAGCAACAGCAAUGCCGCCACGCCCACCCAGACGCACUUUCACGAUGCCUUUCCCACAUACGACUAUGCCCACCACAAGCGAGAUUCGGUAGCCUCGACGGCCACUGCUGCCUCGGUAGACAGCAAUCCACACUAUGUAGCCUACCCACCACAGCUGCAGCACCAGCACCAACACCAGCAACAUGCCUAUCACACUUACGACUAUGCCUCCAGUCCACUCUUUGCCCAAGGCCAGAGCCAAAGCCAAAGCCACAGUCAGGUUCCUAGCCAGCCUCAGCCCCAACCCCAGUCCCAGGUAUUCCAGAUGCAAACACCCCCUCCCACUCGAGGCUCGUCCACCAAGCGAAGACCACAACGACUAGACAGCACCACGCCUCUAACAUCCACCGCUCUCCGUCAGCCCAACUUUGACAAUGCUACUUUCGACUUCAAUGCCUCUCAGGCUUCGUUGAGCUCCUGGACCCAGCUCUCUGGACCCUCAUCUGCUCCGCUAUCAGCUCCUGCCUGGACCGCCAACCAAGACGACCCCUUUUCUCACUGGUCCACUCAAUCCUCUCAAUCUUCUCAGCCCAAUCAUGCCUCUCAGUCGGCCCAAUCGCAAGCUUCUUCUCAGUCCUCGGCUCCCGCACGUCCUACCAUCACUCGCUCUACCAGUUCCAACAACGUUCCCUAUACUACUCCUACUGCUGCCAAAAAGCCUUCCAUGCCAUUCAGCGUGGACCAAAUGCAGCCCCGAUCAUCGCCCGUGCAAAUCAAGUUCCCCAACAUUCCAGCAACACGCCCUGUGUCACCUGGGAAGCCAUGUCUGGCCCCUGCCUUUCCCUCGACCUCGGGUCAGGGCUCACCAGUCAAAGGAGCCGGUCUGCAACGCAGCAACACGGUCGGAAACUUCUUGAAACCCAGCCCUGAAAUCGUAUCGCAAGCCUCUGGAGCUGCAUCUUCACUUAGUCGAAGCAAUUCUAUUUGCAACCUUCCACGUAGAUCCUCCCCGCUGAAGCGAAUAGCACGCGGAUCCUUGUCCUCAAUUGCUGAGACCGCACGACCACAGGUUCGCACAUCUGUUGUUCUUACAAUUGACGCCAAUGGAACUGCUAGGACCGAAACUAGAGUGAUCGAAGAGAGCCCCAUUCAAUCGAAAAAGGACUCGCAAGCAAUCAAGGAUAAGUAUCCCAACCUCUGGGAUGACUCGGACAGUGAUUCGGACUCGACAUGUGGCAGCAAGUGGCCGAGCCGUCAUGACUCUCUUGCGCACGCCAAUGCUGGUCAGGAGCGAUCGGCCAAGAUUGCCAGGCUUGACACGUCGUCGGACAAUCUCGAGAUGGCACGGCUACCACGUUCCAAUUCAACGGCGUCAUUGAAGACUCCAUGCAAAGCUGCUUAUGCAGCCGCAAUGCAACUCAGACGACAGGGAAGUGCCAAGAAGCAACAACGACCGGCAAGUGUGCAAAGUCGACGCAACACGCUGUCUUCCCUGAAUAGCUCUUUUGAGAACCUGGCCGCCAUGGACUUGAAUAAAGAUGAGAUGCAGGUUAAAACGGAUGCUGGUUCUGCGCUUCGUCAGGCUGCUGCCCAACGAAUCUCUCCGCCUAACCAACCUGUCCGCGCUGUUCCUUCAGACAUGGCACUUCCGAGCGCCACACGACCUCGACAGUUGUCGCAGCCUCAGCAACCUCGUCAUUUACAGCAAGUACAACAGCCGCCUCAAUCGCAUCAAAUGCAACAGAUGCAACCGCCCCAAGCGAUACAACAUCCCCAACCACAGAGACCUCAGCAUAUACAGCAAGUCCAACAGAUACAGCAGCUGCCCCAAAACAAUCAAGUCUUCCCUCACCCUCACACUCACGCAAAAUCGCAUAGCAUCAAUUACCCCACAGCUACGUCCACAGCACCAGUGUUCGAUCCGCGCGGCUCCUUCACAAUGGGUUAUCAGCCCGUGGCCUUCACUUCGGCAUCCCCUCAGCAAUCAUUUACGAACGACAUGAGCUCUAUGACACGAUGCAUUUGCCAGAUUCCAUUCGACGAUGGUAGGAUGGUCCAAUGCAACCUUUGUGCUAUGUAUUCUCACUCUGGUUGUGUUGGUAUUGAUCCUUCCCAGCAUGCAUAUGUUUGCUCUUUCUGCAUCAACGUCAACCCUGUCUAUGGGCAUCCACCACGAUCAAGUUCAAUGCAAAACUUCAAUGCAUGGACUGUCCCCGGACUUUGA
Aureobasidium melanogenum CBS 110374 is the source of this 2616-nucleotide messenger RNA. RefSeq lists its product as uncharacterized. The record is from RefSeq and is a predicted model, not a curated record. Lineage: Eukaryota; Fungi; Ascomycota; Dothideomycetes; Dothideales; Saccotheciaceae. The transcript has 4 exons. The coding region runs from base 1 to 2616 and encodes 871 amino acids.